Phyllopteryx taeniolatus (common seadragon) is the source of this 2397-nucleotide messenger RNA. RefSeq names its product N-terminal EF-hand calcium binding protein 1 (gene necab1). Bases 981 to 2027 code for a protein of 348 amino acids. The transcript has 13 exons. Gene Ontology annotation, molecular function: calcium ion binding. The record is from RefSeq and is a predicted model, not a curated record. Gene Ontology annotation, biological process: regulation of amyloid precursor protein biosynthetic process. NCBI's taxonomy places the organism in Eukaryota, Metazoa, Chordata, Actinopteri, Syngnathiformes, Syngnathidae. Gene Ontology annotation, cellular component: cytoplasm.
UAUAUAUAUACAUUCGGAAUUAAACCUCUCUCGUUUGUGAUAAAUACUAAGUCUUACUACAUUACUGUAUUUUAAUGUUGGUCAUUACUGUGGUACAGUGAAAAAGGUUUGAAAAAAAAUGGAUGAAUGGAGCUAUGUGUACUAUCGCAAACAUCCGCUAGAUGGGGCUAUUGUACAGUUUAAUCACCUAAUCCCCACUGCGCAAACAUUUAUUAUAAAUUUGGAGUCGUGUUUCUGAGUUUCUUUGUGUUUUUAUCAGAUGAACCAAGGUUUUCUUUCAAAAGAAAAUUGCAAUGUUGGUCAUUAGGAGCCCUCUCGGCCACCGUAGCAAAAAGUUUUACACUAACCCAAGGGAUUUUGAGCAAGAAAAAAUGUCCAAAAAAUGAAAUAAACCAGUGAAAAGAACAAUAAUAUGAAUUAUGAAUACCUAGUACCUCAUCUGUGAACGUAGCAAGAGAGAGAAAAAAAAAAGCAUAAAGUGGAGUUUGUCAGAAAAUCGUCGACAUAAACAAUAAAGACCAUAAAAGUGUGUCUAAAAAUAUUCAAUUAGUCAACAUUUCAUCGGAUUCCACAGAUUUCGCAGCAACAAGCUGCCGCUUUUCCAUCAAGCUAGCAUGAGAUAACCGGAUAUUUGAAUGUACUGCUUUCAAAAUACAAGAUAUUUUCACCUUUAACGGUUGCCAAUUGGGACGGCUCCUCUUGAAAACGUACAACUAAUAAACUCUUAGAUGUUUUGACCUGAAUUAUCUUGAUAAACCGGCCUAAAUAGCUCAUUUGGCCUCGGUUGAGUUCCUUGUUCAUGGCUAAAAUGAGAACAUUUAUCCGAAACGGAAGUGGUGUUGUGUUAUUUCCGGCCACUUGACGAUUUGCAGAGCGGUCGCUUGUGACCGGCGACAAACACAACGACGAGCAGAGCACAGCUUCAUUCACUCACUCACGUUCAAAAGGGGGAAAAAAAACAAACAAUAUUUGAUCAUUUAAUGAUGGAUUGCUCAGAGGAAGUGGCAACUGUGUGCGAGGAGCCUGGCGUCCAAGCGGACCUGAAAAAGGGAAUGUCCAUUUUCAUUGAUAUUUUGCGACGUGCGGAUAAAAAUGACGACGGCAAGCUGUCCUUCGACGAGUUCAAGGCCUAUUUCUCCGACGGCGUCCUGACGCCAGAGGAACUCAAGGAGCUCUUCCACGCCAUCGACACCCACCACACAGACAACGUGGACACAGAUGAACUCUGUGAGUACUUCUCGCAGCACCUCGGGGAAUACAAGAACGUCCUGGCCGCUUUGGAGGACCUCAACGUGUCCGUACUAAAGGCCAUGGACAAGACCAAGAAGGAUUAUCAGGAGUCCACCCACCUGGAACAGUUUGUGACUCGCUUCCUGCUGAAGGAGACAACCAAUCAGCUGCAGUCGCUCCAGAGCUCGCUGGAGUGCGCCAUGGAGACCACGGCGGAGCAGACGCGCCGAGAAAAACAAGGUCCAGCCAAGCCGGAGGUUUUGUCAAUCCAGUGGUCGGGCCGUCGCUCCAACCGGAGACUCCAGAGGAACAACAGCCUGUCCCCCAACAACCCCAUCAUGAGUCUCGUGAACUCAGCAGGUGUUUAUGAGGAGGAGAGCCACUGGACGGUUCAGGUGAACAGGCUGCAGAAGCUCAUCGACCGCCUGGAACGGAAGGAGAUUCGUCUGGAGCCCGUUGAAGACGCCGUCCCGGAGAGCAAGCUGCACAUUCUAAUCGUGCAGAGGCAGCUUACCGUGCUGGAGGACGAGCUGGAGGAGUUCCGCGUGGCGCUCAGAAACUACAUGGAGGCUGCCACCACGCAGACCGGAUGUCUACACGUGGCCCUUCAGCGGCUGGCUAACGAGUCGCGCUUCAUCCUCUACGAAUUCUGGGAGCACAACAGUGUGUGGAAGAAUCACCUGCAGAGCAACUACAGCAAGACCUUCCAGAGGGCCAACGUGGACUUCCUGGAGACGCCCGAGACCGUCACCACCAUGCUGCUCCCCGCUUCAUGGUGGGUCCUCAACAACAACUGAGAGCAGCCCGUCACUCACAAUUGGUGCACAGACACACACACACACAGCGUAUGACGUCAUAAUGAUUAGCAUAAUUAAUUACUUCCACGGUUUCUUCUUUGUAUGAAAUAUGUAGCUGCAUUUUAGCCAGCGUGUGUGUGUGUGUGUGUUUAUGUGUGCUGAUGAUACCCUAAAAAAAACAAAAAAACAAAAACAAUGACCUCUUGACGUUCUAGUGAUCUGACGUCAUUGCACCUUGGGCACGAGUUUCAGACAUUGUAGCAGCAUAUAAUUAUAUGAAAUACAUUAUUCCAACACAUCACUGCGUUUUUUUGUGCGUAUAUACCGUUAAUAAAUCUUGAAAAACGUCAAAUAAAAAAAAGAAAGGCUA